Messenger RNA from Colossoma macropomum (tambaqui), 758 nucleotides. It is a transcript of the gene pole4, whose product is annotated as polymerase (DNA-directed), epsilon 4, accessory subunit. The record is from RefSeq and is a predicted model, not a curated record. The coding region runs from base 117 to 497 and encodes 126 amino acids. The transcript has 4 exons. Gene Ontology annotation, cellular component: epsilon DNA polymerase complex; nucleus. Gene Ontology annotation, molecular function: protein heterodimerization activity. NCBI's taxonomy places the organism in Eukaryota, Metazoa, Chordata, Actinopteri, Characiformes, Serrasalmidae.
UUUGGCGGGAGAAAAGCACCGCGUGGUCCCUACAGCGCUUCUCCGUGUUUUCACUUUUUCAAUCGCAUGUUUUAUAUUGCGAUUCCCUCCAUCGAAUAUUGGGCACCGGUGCGACAAUGGCAGCGACUGUAGCAGUGAGUGCCCCCCCUGCGGAGAGUGAACUGGACCGCAGCGGAGCUGAAGAGGAGCCGCGGGGUGACGGAGGAGACGAGGACGGAGCUCAGAACAGCAGCCCCACGGGGCCACACAGCCGGCUCGCCAAACUGCCCCUGUCCCGCAUUAAAGCUCUUAUGAAGGCUGAUCCGGACGUAAGCCUCGCGAGCCAGGAGUCUGUGUUCAUCAUAGCCAAAGCGACGGAGCUCUUUGUGGAAAUGAUAGCUAAGGAUGCGCUAGUUUAUGCACAACAAGGAAAAAGGAAAACGUUGCAGAGGAAAGAUCUAGACAAUGCAAUUGAGGCAAUAGAUGAGUUUGCAUUUCUUGAGGGUACGUUGGACUGAUUGGCAACUGCUGGCUCAUAAGUAUGAUAUACUCUUUCUACAAGAAAAGACUGCUAUUUUAUUUACUUCUGUACAGUCUGGGGUUGGGGAUCUCAACAGUCAAGACGAACAGGAUUAUUUUCCAUCAUUUUUGUAUAUGAACAUGUACAGCUUUGAAUAUAUUGACCAACCUUUGUGCAGAUUUUUGUGUGAUGUGCCAAUUUUACUUGUGAAUAUGUUAGUCUCUUGUUAAACACAUGGAAAUAAAUUCUGAUUUCUAUA